Colletotrichum truncatum is the source of this 1158-nucleotide messenger RNA. RefSeq lists its product as uncharacterized. The record is from RefSeq and is a predicted model, not a curated record. NCBI's taxonomy places the organism in Eukaryota, Fungi, Ascomycota, Sordariomycetes, Glomerellales, Glomerellaceae.
AUGAAGUCCCUUACUCUCUUGAACCUCGUACUCCUUCUCCCUGAGCUGGUCUCCGCCGCGAUCUGCAACAACAACUGUGGUCGUCAAGUCGCUGGUACAGCAAGGCAGAGCCCUCCCUUUGCCUCCAGGUCCUCUUGGUGUGCAGAAUUUGUAACGACUUACGUCGGUGACGCAUCUGAACCUGAGCCAACGUUUACAGUGGCUGCUGCCGCAGAAGAGCGCAAGAGAUAUGCCCGUGUCCGUCGUCAAGGUUCGCUGGACCCCGUAAUUACGGGCACUAAACCAGCCUACGCAACCUCGUGCCCUGACGUUACCGCCUACUGGUCGGCAUGCCAGUGUAUUGACGGCAUCACGGCCACCACCAUUUCUGGCGGCUCUCAACCCACAUCUGUCAGCAGUGCCUCCGAUGCAUCAACGACUACAUCGGAGGACUCGACCUCCAUUACACUGGAGCCUUCCAGCACCAUCGAGACGUCGAGCACAAGUACCUCGUCUACGGCUAGUCCACCUACCUGCACCCCGGGUCUUGAGUUUGCGAUCUAUGUCAUCAGUCCAAGCUCCAGUCUCUGCAGUGGAGUGUUGUACUCAUCCCAGUCCCAAAACAUGGAUCUAAAGGCACUCCUCGAAGGCCGCUUCCCCGAUGCCACCGGCCUGACACCCGGAUUCGGCAACGUCAGUUUAUUCCGAACCGGCGAUCAGGCUUCUCUUCCCAUUGAACACUACGGCGUUCAGGGCCCAGAGGACUCGACCUUUGAAUGCAAUGUCGUCGACCACCGCGGCUACAUCGAGGUCACCACGCCCGGCAACUACACGGUUAUCAGCCAAGGAAAUGACGAUGUCGUUCUUGUCUGGGUUGGUGACGACGCCGAGUCUGGCGCGGUCAGUGCCAGCAACAGCGACAUCGCGAGUCGAUGCUGCAGCACAGUGCCUGUCCUGCACAGCUUUACGGUCGAGCCAUUCGAUGGGCCGAGCCAGUACAUUCCUUACCGUAUCUUGUACGGCAACGCCGGCGGCCCUGGAGAGUUUGGUGUGAGAGUUGUUAGCGAUGCUGGUUCGUCGCAGAACACAACUGAGCCGCUACUCGUGGCGAGUUGCACUGGGGAAGGAGAUCCUGCUCCUGCAUUCUUGCCUUGGGAAGACGAAAUAUUUUUGGCUUAA